AAAUGGCGGCGGUCGCAUCAGAUGGAGUUUCAGCUCCUUUACCCGGGCGAUGUGGCUUUUAUGUGGCAAAAAAGAAACGUUACUGUAAAAUGGUGGCUGGGAAUGGAAGAAAGUUUUGCGGUGAACACGGAAAUGCAGAUCCACAUUGUGAGAGAAAACGGAUCCCCUGCCCUCUGGACCCAAAGCACACUGUGUUUGAAGACAGUUUGGUAAAACACCUGAAAAAGUGUAAUUCAAAGGAGAAGCCCAAACCUGUCUACUAUGUGAAAGACAUCAAUGCUGGGUCUGUAACUGAAGAGGAAAACGCCACUGAUGAGGUGUCGAUUGCUGAGCGAUCAAAAGAGGAGCUGGAUGGUCUUAUUCAGAAACUGAAGACUGCAGUGAAAGGAUUAAACACAGAACCUGACACGAGCCUUCUCUCUCAUCCGGCUUUAAACGAAGCUCUUAACGAUCCCAAGAAUGGGAACUUUGCUUUUAAACACCUCAAGCAGCAGGCCUCAAUCCUGGGGAAUAUGGAGGCUCUGGAUCUCCUCGGGUCGAAGAGAUGUUAUGUGGAGUUUGGUGCUGGAAAAGGUAAACUCUCUCACUGGAUUCACGUUGCCCUUCAGGAAGCCGAGAACGUCCACUUCCUGUUAGUGGAGAGGUCCAGUACUCGCUUUAAGGUAGAUGGCAAACACAAAAACACAGACUCAACAUUCGACAGGCUGCAGGUUGACAUUCAGCACCUUGACUUAAGCAGAGUGCCGUUUUUACAAGAAAAACGACUUCCUGUAAUCGCAGUGGGCAAACAUCUGUGUGGUGCAGCAACAGAUUUAGCUCUGAGAUGUUUAUUUGAGCGCAGUGCCAAAGACCAUGAGCCUCCUACUAAACGUUUAAAACUGCAGGAAGGCAGUGAGGAGGUGAUGCAUGGUUCUGAAAGCAGCAAGGAGGUCGUGGUGUCGGGGCUCGCUGUCGCACUCUGCUGCCAUCAUCGCUGUGACUGGAGGCAUUAUGUAGGAAAGGACUUUUUCCGAGAGCGAGGUCUCGGAGCCACAGAGUUUUCAGCUUUCCAGCGCAUGUCCAGCUGGGCUACGUGUGGCAUGAGCAAAGUCAAAUCCUCCUUAAAUCCUGAGAACUCCUCCCAAGAGAACGUCAAAGACGAAGAAGGAGAAGAGGGUGAACACGAAGGGAGUUCUGAAGACGUACCUGAUCAUCUCAACAAUGCCGUUUCAGCAGAGGAGCGCGAGUACGUCGGACGCCUGUGCAAGAUGCUGAUCAACCACGGCAGGCUGCAUUACCUCCAGCAGAAAGGCUUCACAUCCAGCCUCAGAUACUACACCAGCCGAGACGUGUCUUUAGAGAACGUCCUCCUGACUGCGCUUCCCAGUUAAAAACACAAACUCUUCAGACAGAGACACAUAGCAAAAAAAAAAAGAUGAGCUCAUUUUUCGUUUUCUCUUUUUUUGGGUCACAGUGGCAGCAGCAGAGAACAAAACCGCUCUCACUAGGCCUAGGCUACUGAAGCAUAACACAUCUUGACAGGACGGGACAGGACAGGACAGGUUCAUCAGGACAGGAGGCAACAGCACCAGUAGCAGCAGCAUGCAGGACGGAGUCACGCCACUUCCUCUAUCAUAUCCUCCAACUUCACAUUUAGCACUGAUGUAUAAGUUUGGGAUCCUGAAACACAUUUUUGAUGGACAGCAGUUCAUACAAGAGCUGUGCAGGUUUCUUAAUGGAUUAUUUUAUUGGAAAUGAAAACUAUCCUAGCAUUUGUAAGCACAGUGCAUAUUGAGUACGGCGUAACCUCUUUUGCGGGCUUCGUGGAUGUAAUGGUGCAUGAACUCUCGGCCAAACAUCUCUCUAUCGUUCUCCUCCUCUGCCACGUCCUCUUUUAGUUCAGGAAGAGUCACGUCAUAUAUCAGAGGGUUGUCUCGGAAAUUUACAAACCUGCCAAAAACAUUAUUUUUACAUUAUUUUUAUUUUUUAAAAUAUUAUUUUAAAGAUUCUUCCAAUCAGUAAAAUGAGAAUCGAACAGUCUGUCUUCAAAAAUUGAAAGUGGAAGUAACCACCAUCAGAAAUAAAUGCUCAUCUUUCACAUUCCGCAUCCUUUUGUACCAAGUGAAUUUUAUUUGCAUUUGGUCUGACUGCUGUUUUAUCUGAAAAAUUUGAAAAGCAUAGUUUUCAGAUGUCUUCUGUAUCACCAUGAUCAUCAAUGCUACGACUAAACCAUACAUCUGGGCACCUCUGCAGUUACAGUAUAUAUUUACAGGAGCCUUUUUUUUCCCAGUUUUCUGCCAUCAUUUAAGAAUAGUAUACUAAGUAACUUUAAAAACGCACAAUGGAAUUCAACACGAUAUCACUUUAGAUCCAUGCAUAUAUUUGAAAUUUAUGAUAUUGUAUGUAAUGCACACACAUCUUGAAACAUCGAUAAAGGACAUUUAUUGUCAAACUCAAGAAUUAAUUCACAAUAAAUAAAUUCAAAGUGACAGUUGGUCCAUGUUCGGACCGUCAUGCUGGAGAUUCUGGGUCUGUGUCGUCCAGGGGUCUCAGCAGCAGUGACUGAGGGUGUCAGGAAUCUGUCACGGAGGUGAGCUAGCCUGAUGUGCUGAUCCUGAACUGGCGUCGUGACUCGAGACUGACCAGGGCGUGGACGAUCCCUGGUGCUCCCUGUCUGUCUGUAAUGCUGACUCAAACGGGAAACGGUCGAAUGAUGAACACCGAAGUGCCGGGCGACCUCUGUCUGUGUACUUCCGGCACGCAACAUCCCGAUGGCCUGUUCACGUUGAUUUUGGCUUAGGCGUGGCAUCUUCAAUAAUGACAAUUUUCCCAUCGUUUCCCCCGGGUAUUUAUAGGCAAGAUUGUGUGUGUGUACAGUGUAUGCAAAAUUUGUUUGAAAAUUAAAGCCUGUCCAUGUCAUUGACUACCCGAGUCAUAUUGUACGUUAUUGAGUACAACUCCCUUAAAUUCUGAUUUGAGCACAGAUUUGGAACUUAUUCGGGCGGAACGAAGUUAUUUUUCCAUUGUGAUAUAUUUCUUUUCUUCUUGAGAUAAACUCAGCACGAAUUCAGCAAGUUUUAUCAAUGUGCGUUUUUAAAGUUACUUAGUGUAUGUACCUGAGGUUGGUCAUGCCCUCCAUCAGUGGAGGAAUGUCUCUCAGCUUGUUCUUGCUGAGCACCAGCGUGUCCAGGUUAUGCAUGCGGCUGAUGUUGUCUGGUAGAUACUCCAGCUCGUUUCUCUGGAGCCACAGCGUGUGCAACCUCUCCAUCCUGGAUCAAACGGGAAAUUAAAAAAAAAAAGCUAUGGCGUUUUAAUUAACGGCGGCAAGGCAAGCCAACGUUGUUUACAGAGAUCUGCUCCAUGAUGACGUUUAUCUAUUACAGGCUAAAUGAUUGAUAAAUGAUGCCUAGGUCAGGGGUAAGGACACACUUGUGUGAUUUACGGUUUGUGUACCUGUGGAUGUCAUCUGGUAACCUUUCUAGUUUGUUCCCACCCAUGUCCAACCACUCAAGAGCAGGAAGAUUCACCACACACUCAGGGAUUGUGCUGAACUGAUUCAUCGAGAGGUCCAAGUGGUGUAGUUUCUUCAGAUUGCUGAGCUGAGGAACCAAUAACAGAAAUGGCAUUCUGUGAAGAUGUCAUUGUUGAAGUGUUAGAACUCUGGCUCAGACCAAAUCGAACAGUCCAAGAGCAUCUCAUCUCAGGCCAGCUUCGGUGAAAGAGAGAUUCUGUAUCGACUCGACUGCAGGAAGUGAAUCAAGCAGGCUGUGUGUUUUGGGUGGAAGUGGUGUGGGGUUUUUUGUUUGGUGUAGACGUGAGCUGCUAAACUGAGCCUAAAAACAGAGCUGUAGCACUUAGAAACGCCAUGUGUUCUGGAGAUUUGGUUGAACAAAAAGAUGCCGGAUGUAACACAAUCAGUUACUUCUCUAAUUAUUUAUUUAAUCCUGUGUCCAUGUUUUCCAUGGGUGUCCCCACCACCACCACACGCACCUCGUACGCUGACAAAAUACGAGUGUAAGUAUGGGUGUAGGUGUUCCUGUUAUACCGGCAACUCAUUGUAUGGUAUCUAGAUUCUUUAUAUAGGAUGUAACUAAAACUAGCUUCAUAUUGUAUGAUUUUUGGCCCAGUUUUGUUUGUUGCAAACACAAUCUGUCCAAUGUAAAAAUUAUUUGAGCUUAAAUUGAGAUCAGCAGUCUGAUUAUCAGAAUGCUUGAUAUGACUGCUGAUCACGUAAGUGCCACUGUGACCAAAGACAACCAACAACAAAUUUGUUAGUGUGAGAAUGUUUAAAAUUGUGAGCACUGCUGUGAUCCUUAUAUAAAAGCCACCAACAGAAGACCUAAUACCUGGUGUGGAAGCUCGUCCAGAUCCCGGUUCAUUGCCAGUUCCAGUCGCUCCAAACACUCACAGCUGCACAACUCCUCAGGUACAUAGUUCAGUCUGUUGUAACUCACAAGGAGCUCUCGUAACCGGGUUAGCUUACCUGGUGAGAAGACCUUUAUACCAUUAUGAAACCAUAUAAAGACAAUACUGUCCUAUAAUACGCCAAUGGUACCCCAGUGGUUCCUGGAGAACCUGUGCAUGUUUUAGAAUUUUCCCUGAUGAGAACAAUCAGAAAAGGGAAAGCAAUUAAAUACGAAGAGCCUGUACUGACCAAUUUCUUUAGGAAUUUCUGUGAUUGCGUUGCGGGACAGGUCCAGAACUAUAAGGCUCUGAAAGCUAGCGAUGAAGUGUGGGAUCUUCUGAAGUCCUGUUCGGUGAAGCUGCCACUCCUGAAUCUGAGAGAGCUGGACCAGGGCUGCAGGAAGAGCCUGAAAAUCCACAUCUGUCAAACUCUGUGAUGAAGUAAACGGAGGGAAAAAUCGAAUUCAGGUUUUCUGGAGGUACCUUCCAUGCUUCGUUUUCAAUGCGUAGGAUGACCCUCCCAUCCUCAGUCACAAUUUUUUCCUUUAACUUGGCCAAGGUGAUCCGAUCUUCCCAUGCCCCCGUCAACCUAACAGAGCAAAGAAAUGUAUAAAAAUGAGCUUCUUUGUUUUUCAGCGUUGUUGUUAUAUAGACUGGAUGUGUCCAAAUCCAUUGUUGAGCUUUAAUUUGAAAUAUACUUUUAUCCGAACUCCAAGCACAAAUUGGAACCCUUGCAAAAAGACUGCAGUUCUCUUGCUCUCGUUGGCACUAGUUUGUCAUGUAACCCUCAUGCAGACCUCACUAACUGCUCAAGUACCACUGCUUAGGAUUGAUUCUGAACAUUUACAAGACACCAGUAGAAGACCAGUGAUUUCGCACUUAGCCGAAGAUCCUGGUUGUAUUUGACCAUGUUCGCAUUAAAAGCCUUGUUGUUCAAUUCUGA
Messenger RNA from Neoarius graeffei (lesser salmon catfish), 5326 nucleotides. It is a transcript of the gene trmt13, whose product is annotated as tRNA methyltransferase 13 homolog. Lineage: Eukaryota; Metazoa; Chordata; Actinopteri; Siluriformes; Ariidae. The coding region runs from base 3 to 1370 and encodes 455 amino acids. Gene Ontology annotation, biological process: tRNA methylation. The transcript is spliced from 11 exons. The record is from RefSeq and is a predicted model, not a curated record.